Vombatus ursinus (common wombat) is the source of this 2811-nucleotide messenger RNA. RefSeq names its product integrin subunit beta 1 binding protein 2 (gene ITGB1BP2). NCBI's taxonomy places the organism in Eukaryota, Metazoa, Chordata, Mammalia, Diprotodontia, Vombatidae. The transcript has 11 exons. The coding region runs from base 748 to 1947 and encodes 399 amino acids. The record is from RefSeq and is a predicted model, not a curated record.
CAGUGCAUUAGAAAGAUUUGGGGAGGGAGUGCACCUCACUGUUAACUGUGUCCUUCAUUUUGGAGGUGGAAGGAACCUUGGAGUCUGCCUCGACCCAAAUCAUCCCCCCCCCCCCCACCAUAGCUGACAGGUAGUCAUGUGACCUUUGCCUGAGGGAGCACCCACUCGAACCUGACAGUUUGUUUCUUGUGAUCCGAAUCUCUUGCCAGAUGGAAAAUGCCAGAGUCAGAGGCGCUUUGAAGGACUAGCACUGCCCCUGCUGCUCCUGAGUGCCUGCCUCUUAAGGUUCUGAGGUCUUGGUGGGGGUGGAGUCAAGCUGGCCUACAUCCAAUUCUCCCAGGAGCCUCUUUUCCUGGACUUGAGCCCUCCCCCAUGACCAGUCCCACUGCUACCGCCAUUGAGUGACAAGGCCACCUGCAGAUCUUUGCCCUCUAAGCCAAAGAUAGGCACUGGGCCUUCCAGAAGGCCAUAACUUUCAGUUUAGUAAGAAGUAAGAGGCACUUGCAUGUUAGGCAACCAGGCCCUUGAAAAGACUAUUCUGCCACAACGUGCCUUCCACCUCCUCCCCCGCCCCUGCCAUGUCUGUGCUCUGCUUUAAUAAAGGCUGUGGGCAGCACUUCAACCCAGAUGCCAAUCUCUCAGGUGAGUAGUAGCUGCCUUUUGUGGGGGGAGGUGGUGAAUUCAGUGCACUGAAGGGGGUUAUGUGGGGAACCAGUACUGUAGGCUUCUCCCCACUCAGCUCAAUUGAUGGGUAGGAAAAAUAGAGCCUUGAGCAUGCCAUUUUUUCCAGCGGAGGGUGCAGGGGUGGGGGCAGGACAGCACCUUCUCCUUCUUGCUUUCACAUUCGAUCUUACCUGCUCUACAGAUGGCUGUCGCCAUCACCCUGGGGUGCCCAUCUUCCACGAUGCCCUUAAGGGUUGGUCCUGUUGCCAUAAGCGAACAACAGAUUUCUCAGAAUUCUUAAGCAUCCAGGGCUGUACCCUGGGACCACACUGUGCUGAGAAGCCUCUGGAGAGCCCUGGUGCUCGAAGUGCCCUCCAGGGGCCCAAGCAUUGGGACACCAUUCCGAAGUCAGCAGAGACACUUCGCCGGGAAAGGCCAAAGGAAGAGCUGGACCUGGGCCUCCUGCCACUCAGUGUAUCUCAUGCCCUGGAGACUGCCCUGGCACAGAAGGAACUUGUCCUCGAGGACCCUGAGCCUGGAGCAGGGAGAAAAUGCACAGUCCCAAGAUGGAGUACCUCGUGGGAGGAAUGGCAAGGGGCCCGAAUCGCUGGCUCCAGGACUUGGGAUGGGAGGAAGUUGUGGAAAGACUCGAAAGGACUCCCCAACACUGUGGUGCGUCCUGGCUCCAUCUGCCAGAAUCCAGGAUGUGGUGCUGUGUUCCAAGGCUCUGAGAGUGAUGCUGGCCCCUGCCGCUUCCAUCCUGGAGGGCCUCGAUUCCAUGAGGGGAUGAAAUCUUGGAGCUGCUGUGGUGUAACAACCGUGGACUUUAGCGUGUUCCUGGCACAGCCAGGAUGCAGCCUUGGUAGACAUGUCUGGAAGAAGCAGCAAUGGGUCUCCUGCCGCCACGACUGGCACCAGACAGCCUCUGUAGUAGUGGUGACUGUGUAUGGCCAGAGCCCACUGCCUGCACUCAGCUGGGUGAAGGCCAGUCCGACCAAGCUUCAUAUCUACAUAUCUUUUGAGGGUAACCGGGUUUUCCAGGAACAAAUGGCACUCUGGGGGGUCAUAGCUGUGAAGCAGAGCUCUGUCUCCCUCAUGCCAUCGCGGGCAGAGAUCUCCCUGAGCAAGGCUGACCCAGGGCCUUGGGCCCAGCUGGAGCAGCCAGGCACAGGGAUGCCAGCUGAGAAGGUUGGGGAGGAUGUUGGGCCUGGGAUGAUUGGAGAGGAACCUGAGGAUUCAGAUGACGAUUUGAGCUGGACAGAGGAAGAGGUUGAGGGAGAGUGACCACUAGAUAGAUAGGUACUUUCCCAGAAUCUUAGGGGUUCCCCUAGGAUGCUGGAAUCAGGGGCACGGUCAGUUGCAAUGCUGUUACUGGGUACUGGGCUGUAGGACAGGGAGGAAACCUAGGAAGGGGCCUUCCCAUGCUGUUACCGUGCCCAAACACAUUUCAUGGUCCUUAGAUCACACUGCGUCAUUCUCUUGCUCUUUCCUCAGUCCAAGAACAGCAUGUGGAGGCUUGAUUCACUCUCGGUACCUGGUCACGGUCUUCACCGCCUCCCCCACCUCCCAACAAGAAACAGCAACAGCCAAAUGAAAACCCACAAAACCAAACCCACACAACCAUCCCUCGGUCUUUGACGUUAAUCUUGAAUUUAAUAUAAUUUAAUAUAAGCCAUGUGCCCAGACCUCUGAUGGCCUGCCCCCUUCCCCCUCGAGGAAUCGAAAAUAUAAGCCCUGUCCCCUGGUUGUGGAGACAAGAGGCAAAACAGUAGAGAAAGUGCUGAAAUGGCUGCUGUAGGUUCUAAGUAACAGGGCUGAGAAGAGAGAGCUUAAUGUGGGCUUGAGUAGUCAAGGAAGGCUUUGUUGACAAAGAUUUGGGGCCCUGUAGCCAGGGCUCUCCUGCUUCUAUAUCCCUGUAAGGUUGAAAACAUAGGGGAGAAAAAGUGGAGCGCUUAUCUAGCUCUGGAGCCUGAAACCUGGAACCAAAUAUUUGAGACAAGACUCCAUCUCCAGCAAGCGCACGUUGACUUCUCUAGGACCCUGGCUCAGCAGGAGGGAGAGCCCUUCAGGGACGUAACCUAGCACAGUGCCUGGCUUUUACUGGGUGCUUGGUUGAUUGCAGUAAAUUGAACUCAGUCAUAUAGUUCA